Mercurialis annua (annual mercury) is the source of this 1456-nucleotide messenger RNA. Its product is annotated as PTI1-like tyrosine-protein kinase At3g15890. The record is from RefSeq and is a predicted model, not a curated record. The transcript has 4 exons. Gene Ontology annotation, molecular function: protein kinase activity; ATP binding. NCBI's taxonomy places the organism in Eukaryota, Viridiplantae, Streptophyta, Magnoliopsida, Malpighiales, Euphorbiaceae. Gene Ontology annotation, biological process: protein phosphorylation. The coding region runs from base 286 to 1374 and encodes 362 amino acids.
UCUUCAAUGGCGAAAGCAUGAGUUACAAAAAAUAACAAGCAAUAAAAUCCAUUAUGGGGUUUCUAAUGAAUUGGCUAAAUAAAUAGCGUAUUAAUAAAACAAAGUACGAUUAAAUUGACUAAGCAAUUUUCUUGACUUCGUAGACAGCAUUUUGUCUUCACCGCAAGGCUUUGUUCCUAAUAUUCUCCUUUCUUCUUGCUUCCUCCACCAUUUCUCUUUUCUUUACAAUUCUCACUUGCUAUUUUCUUUUUUAUUUUUAUUUUCUUUCUUGAAAGUUAAAAUAAUAUGAAUUGGAGAUGUUUCUGCUGCAAGUUCCCUGAAGAAACACAAUCGAAGAGUGUAAGCACGGAUAGAGAUUAUCCUUGGGAAAUUUACAGUCUUAAAGAGCUUCUUCAUGCAACAAACAGUUUCCAUGACGAUAACAAGAUCGGAGAAGGCGGAUUUGGAAGUGUGUAUUGGGGUCGAACAAUUAAAGGCGCCGAGAUAGCAGUGAAACGACUAAAGGCGAUGAGUGCAAAGGCGGAGAUGGAAUUUGCGGUGGAAGUAGAAAUACUUGGAAGAGUGAGGCACAAGAAUUUGUUAGGGCUAAGAGGGUUUUAUGCAGGAGGAGAUGAAAGGCUUAUAGUCUAUGAUUACAUGCCUAAUCACAGCUUAAUCACUCAUCUCCAUGGCCCUCUUGCUUCAGAUUGUUUGCUUGAUUGGACUAGGAGAAUAAACAUUGCUAUUGGAUCAGCUGAAGGAUUAGCGUAUCUGCAUCAUAAGGCCAAUCCUCAUAUAAUACAUAGAGACAUAAAGGCAAGUAAUGUUCUUUUAGAUACAGAAUUUCAAGCAAAAGUUGCAGAUUUCGGAUUUGCAAAGCUCAUACCAGAAGGCGUUACUCAUUUAACCACUAGGGUUAAAGGAACUUUAGGCUAUUUAGCUCCGGAAUACGCCAUGUGGGGAAAAGUUUCCGAUAGUUGCGAUGUUUAUAGUUUCGGAAUUUUACUUUUGGAGAUCUUUAGUGCAAGAAAACCAUUAGAGAAACUACCAGGCGGUAUCAAACGCGACAUAGUUCAAUGGGUCACACCAUAUGUUCAAAAGGGUGCAUUUGAUCACAUUGCUGAUUCUAGGUUAAAGGGUAAAUAUGACAGGAUACAACUUAAAUCGGCGAUCAUGGUUGCGAUGAAAUGUACCGAUAGUAACCCUGAGAAUAGGCCUACCAUGAUCGAGGUUGUAGAUUGGCUUAAAGGUAAUUAUCUUGUUAAGAGAAGGACAAAAGAGGUAUCUUAUGUGCAACACAAGGUUGUGGAAGACGAAGAAGAUAACAACGGUAAUGAUACUGAUUAUUAUGAAGAAGAGUUGGGAAUUGAAAAGUUCAAUUUUAGAAUGAAAUAGAUACUCUUUGAAUUAUUCAAUCUGGAAUCUUCUUGUUUACAGUAUUUUUUAAGUUAUGUGAAUAAAACAGUUUCAUUUGUCA